Nezara viridula (southern green stink bug) is the source of this 450-nucleotide messenger RNA. The record is from the annotation of a GenBank genome assembly. Lineage: Eukaryota; Metazoa; Arthropoda; Insecta; Hemiptera; Pentatomidae.
AUGAGGUCUACAAACUGUACGAAGGAUGGAAUGUUGUCAUGCCUAGAGGAUUCUACGCGAAAACUGCUUUAUCUGGCGGUUGUACAAAGAGGUCAAACAAAUGUUUCUCCACUAGAUGGAAAAGGAAUGAGGAAAGGAGGCCUGGCAGAAAAGAGAAACCGUUGCUCUUGGUUCGCAGGCGGCCCAGAGCAGAAGACGGCGGAGAGGCCGCUAGAUAAGAGAGGCUGCUGGCUGCUGGGCCGCUGGCGGUUGGAGCAGAUAGGACACGGGCUAAAGGCUAUCUGUCGAGAUGAUGGAACGACUUUAAGACGACUAGUCUUGUUAGAUACGGUGCAGAAAUCAGUCAACUGUGAAUUUAAAGACCGUAACCGAUCGGAUUGUAUUAACUACAGCUCCUCGGAAAUAGCUGCCAUUGCACCAACCGCUAGGGUAAGAAGGGAAGUCUCGUGA